This is a messenger RNA of Durusdinium trenchii, 1281 nucleotides long. Lineage: Eukaryota; Dinophyceae; Suessiales; Symbiodiniaceae. The record is from the annotation of a GenBank genome assembly.
AUGCUGCUCGCCUUCUUCGACGGCCCGGAGAAGUGCCGGCUCACCGUGCCCGACGAGGCCGGUCCCGCGGGGAGGUGGUCCGGUGCAGGACCGGGCUGCCGGCUCGGACUCCGGCACGCCCGGUUCGCCGGUCGAGCGGUGAACAGCGCGGCGGUGAAGCGAUGGAGACAUAACGGGCAGGAGCAAGAACAGCUCCGAAAGAAGGUCAACGCCAUGGCGAAGGUGCUUGACCUCUCCAGACCGUUGAUUGCCAUGUUGUCGGCCUUGCCCUUCAAGGCGGCCGAACACGCCAUGAACUGCUUCCAGAUUGAGGAGCGCGCACCUUGCGUGUCGUGGCUGUCGCACUCGGGGAGGAGGCAAGCAUUGGGAGGUGCGGAGCGUGCGCGUGGCGUGAGGACGUUGAACCUGAGCGGCGACGUGAAGCGCACCGUGGGGAUCCUCCACAAGUGGGAGAACGAGAGGGGCUUUGGAUUCAUCCACGAUGAGAACGACACCAGCGAUCCGCCUUUGGACAUCUUCGUGCACCGCACCAACCUCAUGGGUUGCGCGCCAGGCUACCCGGUGGAUCUCCAGGAAGGCCGCCGGAUUUGCUACAUCCCGGGCUUCCAGGACGGCCGCACCCGGGCCAUGAGCGCCGCCAUGAUCGACGAGGACUUCAACGUGGACCCGGUGCAUCUGCGGCGGCCCCGCAAAGCCAAAGCGGCGGAGCAGAGCAAGGACUGGAGGGAGCGCAAGAUCGCCAAACUCAAGGAGGCCAUCGAGAGAGAGGAGCAUCCUUUGUCGAAGAGCUUCAUGCAGUUCUUGGCCACUGCGGAGAUGCAGGAAGUGAUUCAGGAGAAGCGCCAGGAGGGCGAAGCAUGGCUUCGCUGCUUGGGUUUGCUGCGGCAGCCGCCGGGGGGGAAGCGCGACGACAUCUUGUGGCGGAAGGAGAUCGAUCGGCGCGUGGACAUCUUCUUGGACCUGAAGACGUCACCGCUGACGAAGAAGGACAUCGACUACCGCUGCAAGCGCAUCCUCACAGAGUUCUGCAUGCGGAGCAGCGCGGUGCGUGUGAGCGAAGCCUUGGCCAUGGUGGAGAAGAGCACCUCAGGGAAGCGCCGGGAGGAGGUGCGCAGCUGGCCGGCCUAUGUGGCCACGUUGCUGCGCCGCUUCGACCCCGAGAUGACCGCCCAGAUGGAGAAGAAGCCCAAGGCGGAGCCGAAGAAGGAGAAGGAAACCAACGAGUCUCCAGGGAGGGAGGAGGACUCUCCGUGCGCGCAGCCGAUGUGGGCGGUGAGGUGA